Messenger RNA from Drosophila eugracilis, 1520 nucleotides. RefSeq lists its product as uncharacterized. Bases 91 to 1284 code for a protein of 397 amino acids. Lineage: Eukaryota; Metazoa; Arthropoda; Insecta; Diptera; Drosophilidae. The transcript has 4 exons. Gene Ontology annotation, molecular function: acyltransferase activity. The record is from RefSeq and is a predicted model, not a curated record.
UUUCUAUUUAUGUACGAAUAAACUAUAUGCUCCUAUUUAAAUCAGUACAGGGUACGAAUGACUUACAUAUGUAUACAGUAAUGAACACAAAUGCUGGGAUUCCUGCUGUUCCGUAGCUCUAGCUUUUGGCAUCUGAUGAGCCACCACAGCCCAAAGAUUCGCCAUAUAGGUACGUACAACAAUGCUGUAGUGAUUGCGGCUGCCGUGAGGACACCAAGCUUUUCCUUCCUGGCGGAAGAGCAGAAACUGGCAGGCAUGGUUGUGGACGAACUGGUUAAACGUUCCAGCGUGCCACGCGAUGAGUACAACAAACUUAUUCUCUGCUCCUCGUUUAAAACUGAGGCUUCAGCGUGCAGUGAACAGCUUUCCAGUGUUGCCAAAGAACUGGGCCUUAAAUGUGAGACCAUCGCCCUGCAGGACGACGUCUGCUCCAUCAGCGGCCUGCAGAUGACCUUGGACUGUCUGCAGCGCGGAGAAGACCAAUGCAUCAUUACAGGCGACACCCGCUGCCAGGUCGUUCAGCCAGAGUAUGGAGUCCUGGCCAACGAAUUGAUGUCGAUUCAACAGCCCCGGACUCGCCUUCCACCUACUGAAUCAGAACUGACCACUAAAACCGAGUUAGCGCCCACAUUGGGAGCCGCGGCUCUCGCUUGGAUGACUCUACAGGCGGCUCAACGUCUAAGCCUGCAACCUCUCGCCUUAGUGCGUGAGUUUGCCCUGGAAAUGGACCACGAUCAGGCCAUGUACCGCCUGGAUGGUAAGCAACCCAUCUCACCUAGCGAGAUCUUCACCUGGAACAUGGUAACAGGAACGCAGAGUAGAAUACCGGAAAACAUACUGGGUAAACUGCACGCCAAUCGUUUAUGCAUACACGACUUCAAGCAAAUCACAGCAAGCCACCUGCUUACCCACCUGGUCCAUUCUCUUCCCAUGGGUGGUCUCGGCUGCGCCUUCAUGGGCACGACGGAGGGCCGUUAUAUAGUGAUGGUUCUAGAAAAGCUAGUGCCUAGCAUCGAUCAGAUGGAGGGCCUACCCCUGCUCACCUUGUAUACGAGGGAGCCGUGCCCAUUGUGCGAUGAGCUGGUGCAACGGCUAGAGCAUAGCUUCGCAGGCCGAUACCGUUUGGAGAAGGUUUUUAUCGACCGGAAAGAAAACGUUCGGUUCCUGCGCCUGUUUAGGCAUGACAUUCCGGUUUUGUUUCUUAACGGACAGUUCCUCUGCAUGCAUAGGUUGAAUGAAGAUGCCCUAAUAGAGCGACUGGAAUCUCUAAACCAAUCCUGUUGAAAAUCGCUAUCAAAUUGCACAAGGGACACUCAUUUUUCGUGCCUUUUCCCUACAAAUACUUUUAAAUGGAGAGAGGCAAGCCUGAGUUCGAAAUCGGAUCCUAUUGAAAUUAUAAUAAUAAAUUUCGGGUUUAAGACAGUGAAGGCACUGUCAAUGAUAAAGCAAGUUAUAUGUACAUACACUUUUAUGUGCCACUGAGUGGCACUAGUAAAAUUGCAUACAAUUUCUGCUAUAAA